AUGCUCGCAUCAAACGUAGAUCAAUGUGUCCCCGAAUUCCAAAGCAUAGCUACGGCUAAUAACUACGAGCAAUUUCAAUUAUUCAAUGAGAUCCCAAUUCCCUAUUUCCUCGAAAAACUUCACCAACUUGGUCCCUUGUACCUCGGCGACAAAUCGACCGCAUUCGCCGAACUACGCAUCGAAGGAAUCGACAAGCCAUUUUGGGUGCACAAAGAAUACUUGGUGCUCCAGUCAUUGUUCUUUUGUGAAAUAUUCGAGAACGUGAAUAGCGGCGAUGUGGUCACCAUCUCGAUCCCCUCGCCGGAUACAUUCGAGAUGCUUUUGGAAUUCUUGUAUGAUGGUGAUAGCGAGAAAUGGUAUAACUCUAUCACAAAAGACAAUUAUUAUAACGUUUGGCAGAAUGUUGAAUAUCUUGGGUUGAGCCCAGAAGCAAAAUCUUUAUGUCUCGCUUUCUAUCAGAAUGAAAUUGAGUGUUCAGAUAAUUGA
Ambispora leptoticha is the source of this 486-nucleotide messenger RNA. Lineage: Eukaryota; Fungi; Glomeromycota; Glomeromycetes; Archaeosporales; Ambisporaceae. The record is from the annotation of a GenBank genome assembly.